GCCAUAGCAGCGGCGGGGCCGCCGGCGCCAGGCUCGGCCUGGAAUUUGGGGGUUAUUCCUGAGCUCCUCCCGUCCCCCCCAUCCCCGUGGGGUCGUGCCCGCCCCGUGCUGGGGCCCCCGGGUCUGCCCGGCACGCGCAACGCGGCCACUGCUCCUCAAGCUGGGAAUAAACAUCCACCUGGGAAUAAUCAUCCCCCGCUCGGAUGCGGUGCUGUGGGUGUUGGGGAUGGGAGCGCGGAGGGGCCUUUAACCCCUGAGCGUGUGUUGUUUGUCCGCCCGCAGCCCCAGAGCCGCUGCCAGAACCGCUGGUUCCUCCCACAAACACCGACGAGUUCGUGCCUUACGAGAGAAGUGCCCGACCCCGGCCCCAGACAGGAAUGGUCACGGACCAGCACCUCGGCCCUGCCACCGCGCUGCUGUGAGUCUGAAGAGUGGUGGUAACUCCACAGGAAAGUUAAAUGUCUUCAGAGGACAAGGAAGCUCAGGAGGACGAGCUGUUGGCUCUGGCCAGCAUCUAUGAUGAAGAUGAGUUUAAGAGAGCCGAGUCUGCCCAAGGAGGAGAAACAAGAAUUUGUCUGGAGUUGCCUCAAGACUUCAAAAUUUUUGUGAGUGGUUCAGGCAGUUCCACAGAAAGCCUCCAGAGCAGUGGGUUCGAGUACUCCGUGUGCUUCCUGCCUCCCCUCGUGCUGAAUUUUGAGCUCCCACCCGACUACCCAUCGACAUCACCACCUGUGUUCACCCUCAGUGGGAAAUGGCUCUCCCAGGCCCAGCUCAGCGCUCUUUGCAAACACUUGGACAAUGUGUGGGAAGAGAAUCGAGGCUGUGUGGUCCUAUUUGCCUGGAUGCAGUUUCUGAAGGAAGAAACACUGAGUUACCUGAAUAUUUCAUCCCCAUAUGAGUUAAAAAUGUGCCCUCAAGGGACAGCACAGAGUCGGACGCCGUUGGGGCCUCUCGACGCUGGGAAGGACUGUGGGGGUGCAGCAGGCUCUGCCACAGCUGAGGAGGAAAUCAUGGAUGCCAGAGCUGUGCAGGACGUGGAGUCGUUGUCGAGUCUGAUCAGGGAAAUCUUGGACUUUGACCAGGCCCAGAGGAGGAAGUGCUUUAACAGUAAGAUGUAUUUGUGCAAUAUCUGCUUCUGUGAGAAGCUGGGCAGCGAGUGCAUGCACUUCACCGACUGCAGCCACGUGUACUGCAAGGCCUGCCUGAAGGACUACUUUGAGAUUCAGAUCAGGGACGGGCAAGUCCACUGCCUCAACUGCCCCGAGCCCAAGUGUUCUUCUGUCGCCACUCCUGGCCAGGUGAAGGAGCUGGUUGGAGAGGAGCUCUUUGCCCGCUAUGACCGGCUGCUCCUGCAGUCCAGCCUGGACCUGAUGGCCGAUGUGGUGUAUUGCCCCCGCCCGGGCUGCCAGACCCCCGUGAUGCAGGAGCCCGGCUGCACCAUGGGCAUCUGCUCCUGCUGCAACUACGCCUUCUGCACCCUCUGCAAGAUGACCUACCACGGGGUGUCUCCGUGCAAGGUCACCGCAGAGAAAUUAAUGGAUUUACGAAACAGCUAUUUGGAAGCAGAUGAGGCAACUAAAAGAUUUUUGGAACAACGUUAUGGCAAGCGAGUGAUUCAGAAAGCCCUCGAGGAGAUGGAGAGUAAGGAGUGGCUGGAAAAGAACUCCAAGUCUUGUCCUUGCUGCGGGACUCAUAUAGAGAAGCUCGAUGGCUGUAACAAAAUGACGUGCACAGGGUGCAUGCAGUACUUCUGCUGGCUCUGCAUGGGCUCUCUGUCCAGGGCCAACCCCUACCGGCACUUCAAUGACCCUUCUUCCCCCUGCUUUAACAGAUUGUUUCAAGCCAUGCACAUCGAUGAUGGGGAGUACUGGGAAGUUGAAGAUGAUGACCAGUAGCUUUCUCCAGCAACAAAAGGUGAACAAACCAGAGACAGAUGCUUUUUUUUUAGUGUCCUUUGUUUGCUUUUCACUUCCAUUGUGUGAUAGAAGAGUGGUAACUACCCUGCACUGCAGGAUACUCACACCUCAGAGCCUGUUGCCAAAGCCAAAGGAGACCACUUUACCCAUCCUGGGGUCAGGAUCAUCAUGGAAUGCCCUAACAAUCACAUCGAUUAUUAAAGACAUUACUAUAUUAAAUACAA
Molecule: messenger RNA, 2140 nt
Organism: Corapipo altera (White-ruffed manakin)
Lineage: Eukaryota; Metazoa; Chordata; Aves; Passeriformes; Pipridae
Gene: RNF14
Product: ring finger protein 14
Exons: 8
Coding region: 459-1895 (478 amino acids)
Biological process (GO): positive regulation of proteasomal ubiquitin-dependent protein catabolic process; protein polyubiquitination; ubiquitin-dependent protein catabolic process
Cellular component (GO): cytoplasm; ubiquitin ligase complex
Molecular function (GO): ubiquitin protein ligase activity; ubiquitin conjugating enzyme binding; zinc ion binding
Source: RefSeq, a predicted model, not a curated record